GUUGUAAUAUCUUUAAUAGGAGGUACAAAUAUUUAGAGUAUUGGUGCUUGGAGAAGAAGAGAUGGGACAAAGCCAGUAUCAAGUGAUGUGCUUUGUUACACGAUUCAGUAAAAAUGAAUUUAUUUCUGCUGAUGCAAUGUCUAAACUUAGACAGAGAAAUCCUGGUGCUGUUCGCCAGCCUGAGGAUGAUAAAGGAAAAGAAAUUUUUGAUAUGGAUUUGAGCAUUGAGCUCGAUAAGUCUUCCGUAAUUUCUAUCCACCUUCCAUUAUUUUGUGAUGAGGCUGUUAAUGCCACUUUUGCCAGGGAAAUUGACCUGCGUGCCUGGGCUAGCCCAAAAGCCUUGAGCAGAGAUAUAGUAUCCCUGACGUCUUCUGUGAAGAGGUUUCCCCCACCAAAGCCCGUCCGGUGUAACUCCACUAGUAAUUUAUGGCAGCCAUGUCAGUGUCACUUAGAAGCAUGUGUUGGGUGGUAUCCAUGUGGUCUUAAAUAUUGUCGUGGCAAAGACUCUAGUGGUAAAAUUAUGAGUUAUCGUUGUGGCAUUAAAACGUGCCGCAAGUGCCGUGCUUUUAACUACCAUGUCCAACAAAAGCAGCUAUGUUUAUGGGAUGAAUAGACUAUUCAUAAUAGUGCCAUUGUUCCUUAUUGUAAUGCUUUUUGAAAGAUAAUUGCAAGUCAGAAUAUUCUUAUAUCAUAAUUGGCAAUUUUUAAAAGAAAUUGUUGAGACCAAUGUAUUUGUUUUUUGAUUUUGUUUCUAUGCCUGAAUAUUAACUUGUAUAUGGAAAAUGGCUGUCCACUAUGUAUAUAUUUUUGUGCAUAAGCAUAUUAUUAGUAAUUUUUACAACUAAUAUUUCAGAAAAAUUUUAAAUACCAAUAUUUGCUUCAUUUUUGAUUUAAUGAACAAAAUGGAUUUUAACUGCAACAACAAAGUACAAAGGAAAGUGAUUUGUUUUUAAUUAUUACAGAAUGUAUAGUAAUUUGUCAAUUAAAAAAAAUAUAUACAUAUUUGUAAGUAAUACUCAGGUAAAAAAAAUGGAGGGGAAGUACUUUUUACAAAAGAGAAAUUUUUACAUAAAAUAAUUUCAUAUAGUUGAAAUUAAAGUUUAACUAAAGAACAAAUACAAUGCUGAGAUCUUAACUGUAUGAUUCUAAAAAAAUAAAAAUAUAAAAUUGUUGAAAGUAAUUGAUCAUUAUGUCAUUAAAUUUUAAUUUUCAUAUAUAUAUAUAUAUAUAUAAUGUGUGUGUGUGUAUAUAUUAUCAAUAUGAAUAUUCGAAUAUGAACAUAUUUCAGUUCAUAAAUGACCAAUAUUCUGUGAUGGCUCUUUUCAAUCAUCACAGUUAUGAACACGAAUGUUCAUACUUCCAACUUGUUUAUUUGUUGAAAAAGUGUGCCAAUUUAGAAUGAUACUACAGAUCAUAUCUGUAUUUCUAUUGAUGUUUGUUGCAGUUAAAACAAUGUUGUGCAAAAUUAUAAAUUGUAUCAAGACGUUCUAAUAUUUAUUAAGAUGAAAAUAAUAAUUAAAAAUGAAGCUAGCAUCUGUUAGAAAUAUGAAAUGAUUCAUUGGAAUGAUGGAAAAUAUAAUUGCACAUCAAUAUGAAUUCAAAUUCUUAUGUGAAAUAUGCAGAAGCAACUAUUUGCCUCCUCUCUUUAUGUACUGAAUUCAUGUCUGAUUGAUUUGUAUUUUAACAGCAUUUUUUGUGUGUUUGUUAUAUGAAGAUAAAAAUUAGAAAAUUUUUUUAAAGAUUUUCUAUAAAAUGUUAGAAAUAUGCAUCCAUAGUUAAAUUAUUGAGUUUCUUUAAUAACUGUAACACAAAGAGAUGAUUAUAAAGUAUUUUAAAAAUCCAGAAAAAUAUAAGAUUUAUUUUCUUUUAUGUUUAACUUAGUUUAAUUAAUAAAAUUAUUAAUUUUUGAGAUAAUUAUAUAAUUAAUUUU
Molecule: messenger RNA, 1930 nt
Organism: Centruroides sculpturatus (bark scorpion)
Lineage: Eukaryota; Metazoa; Arthropoda; Arachnida; Scorpiones; Buthidae
Gene: oaf
Product: out at first protein-like
Exons: 3
Coding region: 62-613 (183 amino acids)
Source: RefSeq, a predicted model, not a curated record